Amoebophrya sp. A25 is the source of this 3732-nucleotide messenger RNA. The record is from the annotation of a GenBank genome assembly. NCBI's taxonomy places the organism in Eukaryota, Dinophyceae, Syndiniales, Amoebophryaceae.
CACGGACUUACGUAUCCCUUUGCAGGAAAGAAUGUUGCUACUAGAGAUGCUAGUGGCAGCGUGAAUGAGUGAAUGAAUGUAAAUGUAAAAACAAGCGAAAGUUGUAAACACAAUCAGGAUCACUAGGUCUUGGGUCCCCUCCUGAAGAAGCUUCACGGGACAACAACAAAAUGGCUCGUCGUUACGCUAGCGCGCAGGAAGCGUUCAAUUCAUUCGUUGCCCCGUUAUGCAUUUUACUGGGGCUCUUCUUCCUGUGGUUCCAGCUCUUGAGACGUAAUAUACAUUAAGGGAAUGAUGAUAAUCUCAAUCCUGUAGUUGAUUUGAAUAUAAAAGUGGUCAUCUAGAAGGAGCAGGUUUUUUAUCUUGAAAAAUAUACACUAGUAGAAUAAUUUAUAGAUGAACGGAUGUAGGAUGGCCUUGGAUGGAUCGGAUGGACCCCCCUAAGCCCUCCGGUCCUACUUGUGAAUGGUGGGAAGUCCAUCCGUUCCAUCCGAUCCAUCCCAUCCCGGAUCUGGCACCCCUAUCGAUUAUUCUACUUUUGGCUGACUUUAUCUCUGACUUGAUAGCUUUUUACUUUUCUACUAUCACGACUGUCUAAUCUUCUUAUAAUUAUUUAUAUUCAAGACAACUGGAUUUGUUCUUGAAUAAGUAUUAGCUCUCCACCCAACAACACCACCACCACCACCACCACCACAGAAUCACGCAAGCAAUCGAGUAAGCACGGCCAAGUGUCGCAGCCGCAAUGGAGUUUGGAAAGGUUUCUAGACUACUUGUUUGGGGAUGCAGAGACUGGAGCCAUUAAACCAGUGCCACAGGUGAAGGGAAAUGGCUAUUUGAAAGCUCGCAAAAAUAUAUGAAAGGAAAGGAAAAAGUAUACCUAGUGUAAGUAGAAGUACUCCUCAUGAAUGAGAAAGAGAAUGAUUGUCAUCAAGAAAUUCGGCACGUUCUAAAUUGGAGGUGCCUCUACUAGACACCUUCUAAGUAGAGAGAUGCCCCUUUUCUUGACUGUGAAAAAUAUUCUUGAGAACGAUGAGGCAUCCUAUCCUAUCCUAUGAGUAAGUGCACCCUUUUCCUUUCAUGAAAUAAGGGCAAGAACAAGAAUCAGGGCGCAAACAAACGAGGAGGGAAUGGGACCAGUGCAAAUGACGAUAUGAAUGGAAAGAGUAUCAAAGGUGAAAAUAGUAUCAAAGAUAAAAAUAGUAUCAAAGAUGAUGAUGAAGAGCACGAAGUUGAGACUAGUCCUAGCACAUGCACAUCAGGAGCUAUGCUUGAGGAAAACAGUGCUUCUGCAACCCUAGUGGAACACGCAGAGCAACGAGAAUCCUCUUCUACAUCUACAAUCUCUCAUCAUGAACCCAUUGCGAAAGGCAAAAAGAAUAAGAACAAAAGGGCACGAGGAGGACAAGCACAAGCACUUCGACAAGCGGGCGAAGGUGAAAUGACAGCGCCUGUAGAAGUACAACCACUUCUUUCAGAGCCUGUAGAAGUGCAACAAGACGAGGUGAAACCAACGUCUACUGCCUCUAGUACGUCGGCAACUAUUCUAGAAGAUGAAGACUUGAUCUCAGCGAAGAAGGCGAAGAAGAAAAAACGUGCACUCGAGAAAAAAGCUGCUGAAGCCGCUGAGGCAACCGCUGCUCAGGCUACAAUGGAGAAGCGAGCUGCUGAAGAACAGAAGAAGGUACUAGCUAUUUGAGUCUUCACAAGCUGUUAGUUUUAUUUCUCAGUGAAGUAACCUCUACUAGGGUCUUCCUCAAAGGGUUGUUGCUCAGUGAAGUAGGGAACCUGGUGGGAAAUCUGAAUGAUAUGUGAUGUUCUUAAUCAGUGUUGAUGUUGAUGAACCUGGAUGUUCUUGUUGCCACCUCGAUGGUGCCGAGUAGAUAUUCAUGCAUAUUCUGACGCAUUAUACAAUGAAUUUUCAUCGGUCUCCUGUCAUCUUCAAAUUCUGAGACAAUAAUUUUUCUUUUACAAAAAAAAGGCGUCGCCGUCACCUUCUACUGAAGAAAGCACAAGCGGCUCAGACCUAGUGCAGCAGUACGAGACUAUGAUUACAUCUCACAUUAAUAGCGGGACUGGAGUUAUGGCUAAGAAGAACAUUUGGUUUUCAUUCAUUCAUAUGCGUAGGCUGGGAAUUUGCAAUUCAUCCAUUUUGGUAGAUGGGAAUUUGGUAUCUAUCUCUUUUUUCAAUAGCAUCAUCUCUUUAUUUCAAUAGCAUCUCUCCCAAUGAGACUAUCCUCUUGAUGUCCCGCCCAUAGUUGCAAGAAUAAGGGAUAGAAGGGAGACGUCAAAGGAGCUACUGAACAAAUGAAGAGAACAUCACCGAGUCCGAUUGAAUCCAUUCAGCUUCGCAAGCGCACUCUACCACUAUUGGCACCGUCCUCUAAUGCUCCUACCCGUGGUGUAAGAACAUCUUCGUCACCAGGCGUUCCAACCGAGCAAGCUCAUCAACAUCCUGCAGAAUUUCAAGAUGUCACCGUCCAGCAAGCACAGCGUAUCUCCUGGGCAGACGAUUUAGAGGAGGACUUAGCCGCUGAAGCGGAGGAAUCGGGUCUCGGGAUUACCGAAGACGGCCUAUCUUUCUUUUUUCUAGCUAGGUCGGCUCCACCACAAUUAUGGAAGUACUAGUACUUGGGCAGGACUCGCCGUUUCUGGAAGUAGUGAUGUAGGACUAUUGUUAUUAGCAGCAAAUGCGUACUGACAACUCAGUCGUGGAACCUUGAUCAUCAUCAUACGGGACUAGUAUCUUGGGGGCUUAGCUUUAGCAAUAUUAGCAGCUAAUGGAAGUUGGUAUUUCUAACUGGCAAUGGUAUUUCUAAAAAGAGAACAAGUUACAGUUAAUAGAGGUGAGCUUCCACUUAGUCCAACAACUCAGGGAUUCGGAUUACUUCUUAGAUUUUGCAGUUUCAGUCUUCCAAAGAAAUUGAAAUGCCAUAUUUUGAUCUUUGAACUUCCUACAAGCAUAACUACAAGUACAACAGCAAGAAAUCCCUUAUUUCUUCUAAGACUCGCUUUCGCAGGAACAACGUUUUCGUGGGAACCGAAGUUUCGGGCUUCGAUGGAGCCUUUGCCAAGCUGGGUGCGCCACUACGCGAAGCAUGGCGCAACUAGUGUGAAGAGGCGAACAGCUGGAGCUAGUACGAGAAAAGUGGCUGCGGCAUGAGCAAGUGGUGAAGGCUCGGGUUUACGCCAGCCCAAACUAGGAGACGAAGGAAGCGUCAAGGCAGCGGAAAUGAUACAUAAGGAGCAUCAUAUGAUGUUGGAGGAAAUGAGAGCUGUGGGAAUUGACCUUGUUGUCGGCUGCCAUUUUGUCUGUACGGUGGUCACGAGAGGCCACACCAAGUACCUGCGACCACGAAGAUUCUUCAGAUCAUAAAUGUCGCAGGUUCGCAUCAUACUUCUAUAAAUAUUAUGAAUGUAAUGGUGGUACUGCCUGCUCGGUCAAUUUCAAGACAAGAAAAAGAUCCAUGCAAGAACAUGUCACUGAGUCGACGUCUGGCAUUGACUCUUUCUGUUGAAUAACAACAACUGCGACUCCCCUUGUUGUUGCGAGGAGCAAGAGAUGAAGGUACAAAAUUCAGUACAACAUAAUACCUUCAAUCUUCUAGAACCCAGUACAACAACAUCAUACGUACCUCCCUGUCAAUCUCACCGUAAUCCUCCACCUACUGAGGCACGUGAGGCUGAGGAGCUGCUUUUCUCCUGAUUGAUUGGUGCCGUGGUUUUGUUGGUGAC